GCGGCGCCGGCCGGCAUGGCCCCGGGCCGGGCGGUGGCCGGGCUCCUGCUGCUGGCGGCCGCGGGCGUCGGAGGCGCGGCCGCGGGCCCCGCGCUGGCCUUCAGCGAGGAUGUGCUGAGCGUGUUCGGCGCGAACCGGAGCCUGUCGGCGGCGCAGCUGGCGCACCUGCUGGAGCAGCUGGGAGCCGCCCCCACCCACGGCGUGGCCGAGCCCGCGCGGCUGCACUUCAACCAGUGUCUAUCAGCAGAAGAGAUCUUUUCCCUUCAUGGCUUUUCAAAUACUACUCAGAUAAGCAGCUCCAACUUCUCUGUGAUCUGUCCAGCAGUCUUACAGCAAUUGAACUUUCAUCCUUGUGAGGAUCGGCACAAACACAAAACAAAACCAAGUAUUUCAGAAGUUUGGGGAUACGGACUCUUGUCAGUGACAAUUAUUAAUCUGGCAUCCCUCCUCGGAUUGAUUUUGACUCCAUUGAUAAAGAAAUCUUAUUUCCCGAAGAUUUUGACCUUUUUUGUUGGUCUAGCUAUUGGGACUCUAUUUUCAAAUGCCAUUUUCCAGCUUAUUCCAGAGGCAUUUGGAUUCAAUCCCAAAAGUGACAACUAUGUUGAGAAGGCAGUUGCUGUGUUUGGUGGAUUUUACAUACUUUUCUUUUUUGAAAGAGUGCUUAAGAUGUUAUUAAAGACGUAUGGUCAGAAUGAUCAUACCCACUUUAGAAAUGAUGACUUUGGUCCUUCUCAUGAGAAAACUCAUCAACCUAAAACAUUACCUGCCAUCAAUGGUGUGACCUGUUAUGCAAAUCCAGCUGUCACAGAGCCUAAUGGACACAUCCAUUUUGAUAAUGUCAGUGUGGUAUCUCUACAGGAUGGAAAAAUGGAGUCAAGUUCAUGUACCUGUUUGAAGGGACCCAAACUGUCCAAAAUAGGGACAAUUGCCUGGAUGAUAACGCUCAGUGAUGCCCUCCACAAUUUCAUCGAUGGCCUGGCGAUUGGGGCUUCCUGCACCUUGUCUCUUCUUCAGGGACUCAGUACUUCUAUAGCAAUUCUGUGUGAAGAAUUUCCUCAUGAGUUAGGGGACUUUGUGAUCCUACUCAGUGCAGGAAUGAGCACUCGGCAAGCUCUGUUAUUCAAUUUCCUUUCGGCAUGUUCCUGCUACGUUGGGCUAGCUUUUGGCAUUUUGGUGGGCAACAAUUUUGCUCCAAAUAUUAUAUUUGCCCUUGCUGGGGGCAUGUUCCUCUAUAUUUCUCUGGCAGAUAUGUUUCCAGAGAUGAACGAUAUGCUCAGAGAAAAGAUAACUGGAAGAAAAACCGAUUUUACUUACUUCAUGAUUCAGAAUGCUGGAAUGUUAACUGGAUUCACAGCCAUUCUUCUCAUUACCUUGUAUGCAGGAGAAAUUGAAUUGGAGUAACAGCAAAUGAAAGAUGGUGUUUUUAAUGAAGGCAUUUAAUAAAUAAAAACAUCUCCAAAGGGAUUUUUAAGCUGAUCCUAUUUAGUUAAAAGAUAAUUUUAUUUUCAACUGUAGGUCAAGAAAACUGAUUAUUGGUUUUAGAUCUGUGAAGUAAGCCAUUGUUUGUUGUUAAAAAUGCUUCAAAGGGUUUUCAGUUCCAGUCUGAGAAAGGCUGGUAUAGGAGAUCUUUGGUCAAUACCCACUUCUUCAUGUGUCAUGCAUUCUACAAUCAUUUAGACACCCAGACCCAGAGAUGAAUACAACCUUUGUAACCUAUUGUAUAAGCCUUUAAACCUCUGUGGCAGGCUCAAAAGCUCAGGCAGUUUCAGAGUGGUUUUCUUUUGGCCAAUUUGUUCCAGUGCUUUCAUUAACAUGUGGAAGAGAAUCGACAUGCAUAUAACACAGAUAUAAAUGAUUCCAAGGCCUUAAUGAGCCUAGGGAAGAAAGAUUGCUCACAGCUUUUCUUUGUUUUAUAUACCAGUUAGAGACCUGCAGGAUUGUUUUAAAACCCAUCCUAAAAUAAUAUGAAUUCUGAAACCAGUAAAAUUUUGUUAGCCCUACUAAGUUCAGACUUGGUCUCACACUUCAUCUCUAAGUGGGAGCUCUAGUGGAUCCUGCACAAAUCCGGAAUUGCUUUUUUUAUGACUUAGGUUGUAAUUAUACCAUAACACCUGGGCCGCUCGGCUUCAGAAUACCAUGUGUCUGCCUAUGAAGGGAAAGACUCCGUGGGUUUGGAGAAAGAAAAUGAAUGUAAUUUUAAGCAAUUUACUUUUAAAAAUAAACACGAUUAUUUAGCAGAGGAUGUUUUAAAUAAAUGCAAAAUAACAGAUGGACUGCUAUAUCAAGGGCUGAUUAACUAGAAGACACAUUGCUUAUGGGUGAUUGAGAGCAAUCAGAAAAGACUUCUGUGUUCAAUCUACAUUUUUCCUGUAUGGCAUACCUUGAAAAAAUUUCCACGUACCAUGGUUAUGUCUGUACCUAUUUUAGGUGAUAGGGCCUGUUUGCUCCGUUAGCAGCUAUAGAAAGUUGGUCUGCAAUUAAACAUCCUAACCCCAAUUCACACUCCCACGUCACUUCAGGAGAGAUGAUUGACAGUGAGGAAAGUGAUGGAUAAAGGGCAACAAUGAUCUCAGGAAUCCCAUUUGCUCACAGACCAUACAGUGGUGUCACACAGCAAUAAUGCAGAUUAGAUCAAUAUUUAACAUAUCUGUUAAUGUAGAUUUCACUUUAUGACUGACAAUUAAAAAAAAAAAAUCUUCUUUGACCAAAUAGUAAACACCGCUGAAGCCAUCCAUUGUCUCCUUCGUUGUUCAUUUUAAUAUGUAUCUUUUUGAGUGACUUCCAGGUAUUUGGCAUUACAGGGAGAGAGAUAAGUAGGAAAUUGGUGAUGUGUUUAUUGCAAAGAUAUUCAGCAAAAUAAAUACUGUAAAGAUUAAUCAGUAAACAUAGAAUCUAUUUUUAUCAUCUAAUCUUUUUACAUUCAGUCUUAAGAAAUAAUCUUUACCUUUUUAAAGCACAGAUUGUAUGUCUGAGUUAAGAAACUAUUUACGUGAUAUUAAAACAAGAUAGUUUAACAAAC
Molecule: messenger RNA, 3019 nt
Organism: Canis lupus familiaris (dog)
Lineage: Eukaryota; Metazoa; Chordata; Mammalia; Carnivora; Canidae
Gene: SLC39A8
Product: solute carrier family 39 member 8
Exons: 8
Coding region: 16-1401 (461 amino acids)
Biological process (GO): intracellular zinc ion homeostasis; zinc ion import across plasma membrane
Cellular component (GO): membrane
Molecular function (GO): zinc ion transmembrane transporter activity
Source: RefSeq, a predicted model, not a curated record